Andrographis paniculata is the source of this 751-nucleotide messenger RNA. RefSeq names its product 60S acidic ribosomal protein P2-like. The coding region runs from base 116 to 460 and encodes 114 amino acids. Gene Ontology annotation, cellular component: cytosolic large ribosomal subunit; ribosome. NCBI's taxonomy places the organism in Eukaryota, Viridiplantae, Streptophyta, Magnoliopsida, Lamiales, Acanthaceae. Gene Ontology annotation, molecular function: structural constituent of ribosome. Gene Ontology annotation, biological process: cytoplasmic translational elongation. The record is from RefSeq and is a predicted model, not a curated record. The transcript has 4 exons.
UCUCCUUCCAUCUAUUUGAAAUCGGAAUUCUCAAUAGCAUUCAUCGCCCUCUGCGUUUGCAAAACCCUAGCGGCAGCAACUGCGAUAUCAUCUUCAGCCGUCAAAGCCAACAAAUAUGAAGGUUAUCGCGGCUUACUUGUUGGCUGUUUUGGGCGGCAACGUCUCUCCUUCGGCUGAGGAUGUAAAGAAUAUCCUCGCUUCAGUGGGAGCUGAUGCCGAUGAUGACAAAGUGGAGUUGCUUUUAUCUCAAGUUAAGGGCAAGGAUAUUACCGAGCUGAUUGCUUCCGGAAGGGAAAAAUUGGCCUCAGUGCCGGCAGGGGGUGGUGCAGUUGCUGUUGCUGCACCAGCUGGGGGUGCUGGUGGUGCAGCUGCACCAGCUGCUGCCGAGCCAAAGAAAGAAGAGAAAGUUGAGGAGAAGGAAGAAUCUGACGAUGACAUGGGUUUCAGUCUCUUCGAUUAACAAGCUCUGGACUUCUAGGAAAGGGGUUUCAGUUACCGAUUCGGUUUAUUUUAACAAAAGUUUAUGUUCUCAUUAGUUUUAGUUGGAUACUUGGAAAAUUUUUUUGCCUGAAACUAAAUCGGGGCUUUCUUAAAUUUUGUUUGUGUUUUUUUUGGGACACUUUUGGUUGAACAGGUUGCAUUUUUACCAUCUAUUACUUUUGUUCUUCUAAACCCUAAUCUGCUUCGUAUGCUGUGUUGGUGUUACUAUGCUUGAUCUAUGUGUAUAUAUAUAUAUCAGAUGUUAAUUGUU